Molecule: messenger RNA, 1368 nt
Organism: Anopheles bellator
Lineage: Eukaryota; Metazoa; Arthropoda; Insecta; Diptera; Culicidae
Product: enoyl-CoA delta isomerase 1, mitochondrial-like
Exons: 4
Coding region: 370-1224 (284 amino acids)
Biological process (GO): fatty acid beta-oxidation
Cellular component (GO): mitochondrion
Molecular function (GO): enoyl-CoA hydratase activity
Source: RefSeq, a predicted model, not a curated record
CAAUAUUUUCUAUUUGCUAAGCCGUUGGCCCAGCCCAAAUGGCUAUUCUUCAUUCACCGCGGAAAAUACGAUUGAAAAAAUGUUACAAUCACGCUGUCGUAGAAAGUUGCUCUUUGUUUGAGGCUGGUAUUAUACUGCACGAAUUUAUAGCAUCGUGACGUUUCAGGGCUGCGAAAAAUUAUAACCGCUCACAAUAAAAGACACACAACUCAAAACAUUCGCAUUUUCCCGGUUUUAUUCUCUUAAAACUUUACGUAGCGUUGCAUUAAACUCAAACAUUGUUUACCUCUGUUCACUAGUGAUUAGCGAUUUCGAUCGAUUUGCUUGCACCGUUUUAUAUCGCCGAAGCCGUAUUUUUCAGCAUUUGAAAUGUUGCGCAUCUUGGCCCGUUUGUCACGGUCGGGAUCUACCGGUUCCCGAAUGUUCAGUGAAUCUGCGACAGGCGCCAAACUGGUGCUUACCGAGGUGGACGAUAAGACUGGCUAUGCAACCGUAACAAUGAACCGGCCUCCCGUAAACAGCCUGAGUCUGGAGUUGCUUAAGGGUCUCUCCGAGGCGCUGGACGACCUGCAAAACAAUAAAUCGCGGGGCAUGAUAUUGACUUCAUCAUCGAAAACUGUGUUCUGUGCUGGUCUCGACAUCAUGGAGAUGUACAAACCUAAUCAGGAAAGGUUAAGAGACUUCUGGUCCACGCUGCAAGAUGUGUGGUUCAAGCUUUACGGGUCACCGUUUGCCACUGUGGCAGCCAUUAAUGGUCACGCUCCAGCCGGAGGAUGUUUGCUUUCUCUUUGCUGCGAAUAUCGUGUCAUGUGCCCUAACUAUACUAUAGGACUGAACGAGACGCAACUUGGUAUUGUGGCACCCACCUGGUUCCAGGCGUCGCUUCGGAAUACAAUCUCCACACGUGAAGCCGAGCUGGCGCUGACGUUAGGUAAAAUGUACACCACCGAGGAGGCACUUAGAAUCGGUAUGGUUGACGAGGUUGUGGAAACUAAGGAAAAAGCUCUAGAGCGAGCGACGGCGUUUUUGAACCAGUUCCGCAAAAUAUCGCCUAUGGCGCGUUCGAUGACGAAGCAAGCCCUACGCAGCAAGGAAAUAGCGGAACUCGAGGAUAAGCGGUCGCAAGACAUCGAUCUGUUUGUCUACGCCAUCAAUCAACCCAAUGUGCAGAAAGGUCUCGAGCUUUAUUUGGAGGGUCUGAAGAAGAAAACGGCCCAAAAGUGAGCACGAAAUGUGGGCUGUUGCCCUGGUAGUAUAGAGAAAAGUGUCUUAAAGUAUAAUUGUUUUUUAUAUGUUAUCGAAAUAUUCACGAAGCAUUUAUCAAGAAACAUUUCCUGCAUUCAGAAAAAUAUAAAAAUCCUUUUCUAU